GUGUACCAUGCCUCGCUCUGCAUUUUCUCCUCACCUGAAGGCGGACCCUAGUGUUCCCGCUAGCCGUUAGCAGGUUCGCCGUUCUGGCUGUGCUUCCCGUCUUGAUCUGUGGAAUUCCAUCAAUACCAGCCGUCCGGUCACACGCGGAAGUUUGACGGGAGCCGUCCGUUCGAUUCACCAGAGGGUGCUUGCCGUUGAGGACUUCUAGACACGCUGUAGUUCCCGGACCUGACGCGAACGGAAUCUGUCAAUUCCUGUCUAGUCGUUGCUACCGUCUGCGCACACGCUGUCCUGCCUCCGGGUCCAAGCCUGCCAUUCUCAGGUGUUCGCCGAUCGUAGCACUGAUUCCCUUCGCCAAAGCAAGUUACCUCCUGUUGAUUCUAGCUCAGGGGACGCCCGAUUCGCUCGCUUACCUAUUGCUGUCAGCCUUUCCAGCUGCCGAAGGCAGUGUGUAGAAGGCUGGGAUUCUGUAGGUUGCGGAGCAGUCGUCGGCUGGUUGACCGAUCGGUCCCGGAACCGUCACAGCCAGUUCCAUCAAGCCGCAAUGUCCGCGCUCUUUGACUUUCAAGCGUUUCUAUCCGUGGUGCUGUUGGUCAUCUGCACCUGCACCUAUGUGAAGAUCCAUUUCCCCAACCUCCUGCAACAAAAAACAGGAUUCCGGGGCUUCUUUUGGAAAGCAGCAAGAAUUGGAGAGAGGCUUAGUCCAUGGGUUGCUGUCUGCUGUAUGGCCAUGGGACUUUACACCCUCUUCUUUUGAUGUAUGCUGUUAAUAAAAUUUUACAGGGUUGUCAUUACAGCCAUGUUCUAGGUACUGGUACCGUAUGUAGAUUCUAGUGUAGUGCUUCCUAAGACGGUUGACUAAAUGCACCUUAUACUACAAAUCAUCGAG
Molecule: messenger RNA, 889 nt
Organism: Closterium sp. NIES-67
Lineage: Eukaryota; Viridiplantae; Streptophyta; Zygnematophyceae; Desmidiales; Closteriaceae
Source: the annotation of a GenBank genome assembly